Molecule: messenger RNA, 1123 nt
Organism: Physella acuta
Lineage: Eukaryota; Metazoa; Mollusca; Gastropoda; Physidae
Molecular function (GO): 8-oxo-dGDP phosphatase activity
Source: RefSeq, a predicted model, not a curated record
GCCCAAUUCAGUACUAAAAUCUAGAUCUAGAUUUCUAGGUUCUCUCCCAUCAGAAAUGGAAAACGAAAUGAGUACAAAUAAUUUCGCAAAGGCUAUAUUAAAAUUACUGAAGAGGCUUAACAAAGUGAAUUUGGAUGAAGCUCUUCAUAGAGGUUGUAAACCAUUUUAUGUUGAGAACAAGCAGGUAGGCUUGAUCAGGCCAGACUUUUUGACUCACUUAAAGCAUUACACAGAGGAACUCCAAAUAGUUGAAGAAGAUUCUUAUGCCAAUAAAAAUGGAAAUAAACCUGGAGUUCACCUUUCAUCUAAAUACCAUUCUUAUAAAGAAAAAACUGAAGCUAUGAAUCGACUACUUGAAAAUUUGAGAGAAAAAGAUGUGAUUCUUGCUUUACGUGGCUGGAGAAAUGAGAACUAUAAAGUUGCCCAAAUGUACACAGAAAAGGCUCUUCUUGAAGUAGAAAGAUCUUGUUGUGGUUUAUUUGGUUUUAUUCAGUAUGGAGUGCAUGUAAAUGGAUUCACAAAAGAUGAUAAUGGAGAAAUAAAGAUAUGGAUAGGCAAGAGAUCAAAAACGAAACAAACCUUUCCUGACAUGUAUGAUAAUAUGUGUGCUGGUGGAUUGGCCGCUGACCUUGGAGUAUUAGAGUGUGUAAAAAAAGAAUGUAAGGAGGAGGCUAGUGUUUCAGAUGAAGUCCUAGAAGGAUUGAAGUUUGUUGGCAACGUUAGUUACUUCUAUGAAGAUGAAAGGGGAUUAUUUCCUGAAUGCCAAUUUAUUUAUGAUCUUCAAGUUCCUAUUGAUUUCACACCUGUUAAUGCAGAUGGUGAAGUUGCUGACUUUCACCUGUAUUCAGUUGAUGAGGUAAAGCAACUGAUUAUUGGUGAUAACUUCAAGCCAAAUUGUGCAGCAAUAUGUCUGGAGUUUCUUAUAAGACAUGGUUUUAUUAACCCAGACACAGAUCCCUAUGUAAGCUACUAUGUAGAGCAACUGCAUGCCCCACUACAAAGUUACUAUGCUGGCAAAUAGCAUGCUCUGUGAAAUGAUAGGAAAACAUUCAAGGAGUCUUAUUUUCUUUCCUUCAAUUUGGACAUAUUGAAAGCAAGUUCACCCUGUAGCUGCUUGUUUGAA